Molecule: messenger RNA, 4189 nt
Organism: Hemibagrus wyckioides
Lineage: Eukaryota; Metazoa; Chordata; Actinopteri; Siluriformes; Bagridae
Gene: rgs7b
Product: regulator of G protein signaling 7b
Exons: 18
Coding region: 403-1782 (459 amino acids)
Biological process (GO): G protein-coupled receptor signaling pathway; intracellular signal transduction; regulation of G protein-coupled receptor signaling pathway
Source: RefSeq, a predicted model, not a curated record
CACCGUCACCACCGCCACCACCACCAUCAUCAUCAUCAUCAUUAUCAUUAUCAUCACAGGCGCUCUAGUACUACCGCUUUUUUACAGUCCUGGUUUUUGCAGUGGUGAAGCUCGUUAUUCUUGCGCCGUGACGCCGAGCUCAGGCGAAACGACCGGAGCGCGCUCACGUUACGGAGCCGCGAGAUUCCGCGCGCGCCGCCGCUUCAGCUCAGAGGAAGCAGUAAUAGUUGGUUGUUUCGCACGAGCGGCAAGGAAAAAAUCCGCUCUUUCCAAUGCAAGAUCCUUUCGGCGCCUGACAAAACCGAACACCGCGAGAUACAAAACGAAAGGGGAGGGAGGGAUCGCACGACGUGCGCGAUUGUAGAAGGAGUACCCAAGGCUGGCUGUUCAUUCCUGGGAGGCAUGGCACAGACUAACAGCUAUGGACAGAGCAGCAAUGGAGUAGCUGAUGAGUCUCCCAACAUGCUCGUCUACAGAAAAAUGGAGGACAUUAUCGCUCGGAUGCAGGAGGAAAAGAACGGCAUUCCCAUUCGAACAGUGAAGAGUUUUUUGUCCAAGAUUCCCAGUGUCUUUUCAGGUUCAGACAUUGUGCAGUGGAUGAUCAAAAACCUAGACAUCGAAGAUCAAGUUGAGGCUCUUCACCUGGGAACCCUGAUGUCUGCACAUGGCUAUUUCUUUCCCAUCUCGGACCACGUGCUCACAUUGAAGGACGACGGGACAUUUUAUAGAUUUCAGACUCCCUACUUUUGGCCUUCAAACUGCUGGGAACCAGAGAACACUGAUUAUGCUGUUUACCUCUGUAAGCGAACCAUGCAGAAUAAAGCCCGGCUGGAACUUGCUGACUACGAAGCUGAAAGUUUAGCGCGGCUACAGAGGGCUUUUGCACGGAAAUGGGAGUUUAUAUUUAUGCAAGCGGAAGCACAAGCUAAAGUGGAUAAGAAACGGGACAAAAUCGAGCGGAAGAUUCUAGACAGUCAGGAGCGAGCUUUCUGGGAUGUGCAUAGACCCGUGCCUGGCUGUGUGAAUACGACAGAAGCCGACAUCAAGAAAUCGUCCAGGAUGAAACAGCCUCACAAAACACGGAAGUCAGUGUACGGUUUACAGAACGACGUCCGCAGUCACAGUCCCACACACACCAGCACACCCGAGCUUAAAGAGCCCACUGAGGAGGAGCUACAGGAACAGAUACAGUACUGGCAAGCACAGCUGGACAGACAUCGAUUAAAAAUGUCCAAAGUUGCAGAAAGUUUGUUGAGCUACACAGAGCAGUACAUGGAGUACGACCCUUUCAUAACCUCACCUGAACCAUCAAACCCCUGGAUCUCAGACGACAAUACUCUCUGGGAACUGGAAGCCAGUAAGGAGCCGGGACAGCAGAGGGUGCGGCGGUGGGGUUUUGGGUUUGAUGAGGUUCUGAAGGACCCUGUAGGAAGAGACCAGUUCCUGAAGUUCCUGGAAUCUGAAUUCAGCUCAGAGAACCUGUGGUUCUGGCUUGCUGUGCAGGAGCUUAAGAAGCAGCCGAUCCGUGAGGUGCCCAAUCGAGUGCAGGAGAUCUGGGACGAAUUUCUGGCCCCCGGAGCCCCGAAUGCCAUCAACCUCGACUCCAAGAGCUACGAUAAAACCACGCAGAAUGUCAAAGACCCCGGACGCUACACCUUUGAAGAUGCUCAGGAGCACAUCUAUAAGCUGAUGAAGAGCGACUCGUACAGCCGCUUCAUUCGAUCCAGUGCCUACCAGGAGCUUUUACAGGCCAAGAAGAAGAAAAGCAAGAAUUUGUUCUGAAGAAGUGGAUGCUGGGACGUCCGAGCUACGGUCCUCAGGCUUCUACUCUCCUGUAAAACUGCGUCACACCUCACCCGGAGAAAGAGCAGCGUGUGAUUUGUACAUUACUGUAAAUCUACUGUGCUUCAUAAUAAACCCACAAGGAGGUAGAGCAGUCAAGUCGUUGCAUGUCUGAUAAAACGGAGGUAAAAAGGUGGCUUUGUUUUCUUUCCAUCGUUCAUCAUCCGCUCAUGAAGAGGACGUUUCUUUCCCCCCCACACAAACUUCCUUAAUUUUCACAUAUCAGCUUUAGCUGUGUUUUGUGAACUGAGAAUAGGAAUAAAAUCAGUAAAUAUAGUAUCUAUAAGCAAAUAUCAAACACACACACACACACACACACAGAGCAUUGCAGCUGUAAAGCCAUGUCUGAAUAAGAAAAAUACUUCUGUCAGAUGUAGUUGCCUCCAAAAUGCUUUAUGACAUCUCAUUUAUUUUUAUACUCUAUUUAUGAAUAUGUUGAUUUAUUAUCUGUAUAUUAUUAUUAUUAUUAUUAUUAUUAUUAUUAUUAUUAUUAUUCCUUCAUUUUUUUGUAAAUUUCUGUACAAACCGGGGUACACAGGGACAGCCAACUAUGACUAAGCCAAAUUAUGGACAGAGCGUAUUUUUUAAUCCCACACCCACCCUGAUACAUGUGUUUAUUUUUUUAUUAGAGAAACAACUGACCAAAUACAUGGUGUUUGUGGAUUUGUGAAAUGCAGCGAUCACUGCCUCUGUGAUGGGAAUCUUUAACUCAUGUGUCACGUCCUCAUGGAGUGUGUUAGUCGGUGUGUGUCUAUGGAUAAAGUAUGGCGUCAGGUUGUUAUGUGUGUACGGUGGUGGAGUUCGGUGGAUCUGGUUAGAUGUGUGUUGGUGAGUGUGUGGAAUGACCGAUCACAGAACAGCCAUGGGGUAGAGAGUUCAUUCAUCUUCUGUAAGCGCUUUGUCCUGGUCGGGGUCACGGUGGAUGUGGGAAUACAACCUGGAUGGAACAAGAGUCCAUCACAGGGAGACUAAACACACACAUACACCUAGGGGCUAUGUAGUUAUGUAAUGUUACACUUAAAGGAGAAGUUCACUCCUUCUCCACAAUAGUAAACACUGGGUCUGUAGUUUGGCAUACGUCAAGCGUGACCUUCUGACGUGAUUACGUAACACGUAGCGUCACAGAUGCCCAACCCAUUUUGGUUCUGGAAGUCAACCUCUCCUUUAACUGGUCCAAAAAAAUGAUGAUUUAUUUACCACAAAUAAUUUGGCAUCGUUGAACGCCGAGCCUGAGCUCAGACUCGAACCUGGGACUCUACAGCUAUGAGCAGUAGCUCAUACUGAUUGCUGUGUGUCAAAAAAUAAAUACAAACCAAACCUUAACAAGUGAAGGAAUAACGAGAACGGGUCAAACAGAGCCAUAUUACAGAAACCUGUCCUGACAUGGUGAAAGUCCUCCUAUAUAAACAGCUUCAAGACGCUCAAGUGGUUAAGGCUCUGGGUCGCUGACCGGAAGAUCAGGGUUCAAGCCGCAGCACCACCAAGCUGCCACCCUUGGGCCCUUGAGCAAGGCCCCCAACCCACCUUGCUCCAGGGGCGCUGCAUCAUGGCUGACCCUGCACUUUGACCCAAACAUCCAGUGAAGGGAUAUGUGAAGAAAGAAUUUCACUGUGCAGAAAUGUAUAUCUGACAAAAAAAGACAACUUAACUAGAUAAAAAGAAUUGAAUGUCAAAGCAAAUGGUCUUUUAUUUCCUUCAGUGGACAAUUUUUUUCAAUUUUUAUUUAUGGCACUGUGACAGUCACUGAGCAAUUCACUGAAAAGCAGCAGAUAUCUUUUUGGAAAUGUUUAGCGUCAUUUUGCAAUAUUAACACAGUGCUACAAGAUGCAAAAAUGUUUCCAGAAAUAUGAGAAUAGCAACGUCAAAGGAGAUUAGUGAGCUUUACUUAUAUACUGUUAUUCCUAAAGUCAAUCAAUAUUUAACGUUGUUGCCUGCGAGGGCAAGGUAAUUUAGUGUUGAUAAAAGUUCAUUUCCGAAUCUCCGUCAUUCAAAAACUUAAAGGUUGCAGGAUGUUUGUGAAUGGCCAGCUGAUUUACAGUCAAGAGAAACUGGGAAAAUUGCUGAAAUGAACAAUUAAAUGAGCCUCUCAACACCAAGCACAACCUAUCAAUCCUCUGAUGAUGCAGACGAGUGCGAUAUACGUCAAACACAACAUCAGAAAGCACUGGAUGCGGUGUGAGUAAAUGACCUCGUCCAGAUUUAUUGAAUAAUCCCACUGACGUGCUUGUAAAGCAGAGGGAUGCUUAGAACCAGGCGUUUAAAACAAACAUUUUUUCUGCUUCAGUUUCUGUUGAAUAUAAUAGUGCAGAUGAAAUGAAAUAAAACAGUUAGCAAAGAAAGCCUUUUU